Messenger RNA from Anolis carolinensis (green anole), 10921 nucleotides. Its product is annotated as transmembrane reductase CYB561D2. The record is from RefSeq and is a predicted model, not a curated record. The transcript has 5 exons. Gene Ontology annotation, molecular function: transmembrane monodehydroascorbate reductase activity; heme binding. Lineage: Eukaryota; Metazoa; Chordata; Lepidosauria; Squamata; Anolidae. Bases 413 to 1081 code for a protein of 222 amino acids. Gene Ontology annotation, cellular component: endoplasmic reticulum.
AACAAAAAGGGGGCCAAUAAGAAGUCUAGCCUGAUCACGUGCCUGCCGACAGCUUCACCUGAUAGGGCGUCGCUCCAAAAAUGGACAGCAGGGCCCAGCCUUUCGGAGGCGCAAGGGGGCGGGGCCUAUGUGGGGCAGGGUCGAAUCAGGAGGCAGGCUGUUCUUCCCUUGCUCAGAGAGGAACCGCUGCUCUCUUGAGAUGCUGCCGGAGUCCGGGGAAAGAAGAAAGCAUGGGAAUAUAGAGAUAAACUAUUAGAAGUACAAGAAGACUGUUGUUUUUGCCCAAAUACAAGUGUGUCGCCCUUUCCCCUUGCCUUGAUGUGUUGGGGAAACUGAUUUGUGCUGCGCAGAGGAAGCCUGUAACUGGAGGACCGUGGAAGGUUACUACCUUGAAGACUGUGUUGGAGAAGACAUGGCUCUGACUCUUGAAACAGAGUCGCGGAUCUAUCGCUCCCUCAGGACUAUCUUUGGUGCUACUGCACACCUAGUUUCACUUGGAUUUACCAUCUUUGUGGCUGUGCUUGCAAGACCUGGAUCAAGUUUAUUUUCCUGGCAUCCCCUCUUGAUGUCUCUUGCGUUUUCCUUCUUGAUGACAGAAGCGCUGUUGGUUUUCUCUCCAGAGAGCUCCCUGCUUCGGUCCUUCUCGCGCAAGGCCAGGGCCCGCUUCCACUGGGCUUUGCAGCUGCUUUCUCUGACCUGUGCAAUACUGGGCUUGGCUAUCAUCUCCUAUAACAAAUACCUCAAUGGGAAGGACCACUUUGUCACGUGGCAUGGCCAGACAGGCUUGCUGACGGUGUUUUAUGCUAGCAUGCAGUGCAUGGGCGGAGUUGCUCUACUCUACCCCAAGCUGAUGAAGAACUGGACAUUAGGCAAACUGAAGCUUUACCAUGCCACGUCAGGGCUGAUUGGGUACCUGCUUGGUUGUGCCAGUUUGAUGCUAGGCAUGUCUUCCUUGUGGUUUACUGCAGCGGUGACUGGAGUCUCCUGGUAUCUCUCCAUCCUGUGUCCUAUCCUCACCAGUUUGGUUGUGAUGAACCAAGUGAGCAACGCCUACCUCUACCGCAAGAGAAUUCAGCCUUGAAAAAAACACUCCCAAGAGAUACUUUCUGAGAUCCUUGAAAGCAUCCCACAUCUUCUUUUAAGGAGUUCAGCUUUAUCUGACGAUAACUUUGGCAUUUAAAAAAAUACUUCUGACUUCCUCCCACUGUUGAAAUCCUGCAGCAACGGUGUAAGGGUCCAUACAGUGUUCUGUGUGCAUCUCCCUGAAAUUGUGGUAUUGAGUAGUAACCCAGAAGCAGUGUGCUACUGCCUCCCCAUGAAAGGAAACAAAUUACAUAGACAUCUCUCAGUUCAGCUAACUUGCAUAAAGACAUACUUCACUUGCCCUAGAUUACUCCCCAUUAGUAAAGUGGUUGGCCCUCGGAGGUGGUGGUCUGAGGAAUAGGUGGAAUUGUGUAACUUCCUUUCUGUGUUCCCUUCAGUACAGUAUCUACCUGUGUAGAGGCUAGACGUCUCCCCAGUUUUUAUUUUUACAUUUCUUUGGACAAACUGAAUCAAGUGGACAAAAUUGUUAGCUGCAUCAACACUCAUUAUGUAGUGUGUGGUAGACUAACACUACACUACAGUUGACACAUAUGUAGCUUUGGAAAUAUUGCUUUUUGUACCACAACAUAAAAACCCUCCACCCAGCAGAGCCAGUGGUCCUGCUAGCAAGGGCUGAUGGUAGUGCUUUCCUGAAUUGUUGUUUUUCUGUCCAAGACUUCUUUGGGCAGCUACAUGAGAAUAAGCCUCACUGAAUGCAGUGGGCCAUACUUUCAACCGAUCAUGCAUGUCUAAGGGUCCCCCUCGUUGCAGGCAGGCUGACUGGCAUAUACCCUGUCCAUUGUGAGGUCCUGCAGCUUGGUAAUUGUAAUCAUUCAUACUGUGGUAAGAGCACAAGAGCUGGUUUAGUCAGCUGCUAUUCAUAAUCAAGGGAGAUUGUGACCCAGUGAUCAUAUGUACUCAUGACCUCUUGGCGUGGAGAGAAAAAGAAAUGGCUCAGCUCUUUCUCAUCUACAUUUUAUGAUAACCCUUUUCCUGUGUACUAAGUGAAUAGCGGCUUAAUUGCACAGAUUUCUCAGUGAACCAAGCACAAAGUUAGAAAGGCUGUUUUUGUCUGAUGCCAUACUUUGAUUAAACCUUCCCAACAUUUGAUUGUUCAUGAAUAGCAAUAUUUACUUAAUAGGCAAUAUGUUGCAGUCCCAAGCAGGGUGACAUAGUAUUCAAGUAUGAACAGGAAUAUUUUCCCACACUGUUCCAGAAUUCCUCUACAACAGCGGUUCUCAACCUGUGAGUCCCCAGAUGUUUUGGCCUUCAACUCCCAGAAAUUCUAACAGCUGGUAAACUGGCUGGGGUUUCUGGGAGUUGUAGGCAAAAACACCUGGGGACCCACAGACUGAGAACCACAGCUCUACAAGAACGUUUGGGUGCAACUUGCCAUCCAUUCUCGUGUGUAUGGUCAGCAUAUGUGUUAUUCUGGGUGCUUAAUUUUGCAGUGAAGAGCUUUUUUUUUAAAAAAAAAGAAAAGUGAAUUUCAUAACAUUUUCCAGGAAAGUCAUGCAUUUGUAGUUCUGUUGAUGUGUAUCUUCAAGUCAUUGCUAAUUUAUGGCAAUCUUCUCAUUGAAUUUUCUUUAAAAAAUUUGCUGUGAAGGGGUUAGCCCAGGCCCGGGUUAGUCUUUACUUUCCUCUGAGGCUGAGGAAAUGUGAUUUCAGACAAGUUAUUUCUGGGCUAUGAAUAUUCUUGUUUAAUGGUACUGUCUCCCAAAGUUUUCCAGAGCAAGGGCCAGCCUCUGGUGCUUCUUUUGGUAACUGCUUCGAAACUGUUUUCUCCACUCUCUUUAUUUUUCUUUGCAGCAUGUUGAUGCAGGUGUGUGAAAGCUAUGUUUUUGGGUAGUUGGUCAAAGCAAGCUGUCUGUUUUCCACUCAUAAUCAUUCUGUCUUGAGAAAUAAAGGAAAUAAGCUUUUUUGUGCAGGACCAAAAUGAGUAAAGCUAAGGCCCUUUUUUAAUAGUGGAGAAAAGAAUGUGGCUGCAUGGAAGAAUUAUUUACCUUCAUCAAGCUGGUCGUUACUACCCCGUUGAAUCCAGGUGACACAGUUAAAUCUUGCUUUCAAAUGUACUUAAUUUAAAAUCAGCUUUGGUUGGAUUAGGGCCUUUGACUGCAACCCUUAGAAUGAAAUCCUGCCCACAGAAUAUUAAAGACACAGGGUGGAAGACUAUUGCCUAUAGCAAGAUAUUUUGGAUCUUUUCCAGAAGUGUAGUAGGCAUGGAGUGAGUUUUUUUUUAAAAAAAGAAUUACUUAGCAUUAAAAUGUCUAAUUUUUAAUGGUGUAUAGCUAUGCAACAUUAUUUGCUUCAUCAUAAAUUUUACCAUGUAAUGCAAUAUUCCAAGCUUUCCAGGCUUUAAAAGAAGGGUCCUUUGCCAUUUUAAAUGGUGCUAAGUUGUUCUCAUCAUUUCUUUGUUAGCUUGAGAGCAGCCUUCUCUUGGGCAUCAACAAUGUGUGUUUUAACUUGCCAUCUUCUCCUUCUCCCUGCUUACCUGCAUUAACCUGGUUGAAAUAAUUGUGGCUUCAGUUAGAGCUGACAUGGCAUUUCACACAAAUAUUGUCUUUACAGACACUUCCUGCAUUUAUCCAUGUCUGAAGCUGCCUUGGAUAAAACAAUUGAUAAGCUCACUUGCAGUUUUCACUGAGCAUGAAGGGUCUCUCUGCAUGGCAAAUGAACCAAUCACUGAAACUGGGCAAGAAAAAAAAAACUAACUUCAGGAGCACAGACUGAAAGGGAGCUUUUAAACAGCUGCAGAAGUUCUGUUGUGUUGCUACUUGUACAUUCUCUUUUGAUCCACUUGGCAUCAUUGUUAGAUGAGGAGGGAGUUGUCUUAGCCCGAGCUGGAAAGUUUUGUUCAACACAUUCCCUUUAAAUUAUGCAAGAAUCCUGUCCUCCAUGCAUCUCAUACUCUACUCAUUAGGGCAACUGUGAACAGCAUUUCGGAAAACCUAUUGGAUACUUGGAAGCUAUCAAGUAAUAAUUGAAUUCAUAUUGGCUAUGGGAAUAGUGCCUGCUCAUUUGACAGUAAAUGAAUGUGCCUGUUUCAUCUGCUGAAACCUUUCUGCAGGUAAGCAGACUGGCUAAAUUUGAUUGAGAUGGUAAAAUAUCGGGAGGAUUCAUAGCUGGUUCAAAAACCAUAGUCAUCAUUCGCUCAUCAUUAAACUGAUUAAUGCUUUUAAGUGAAGUGAUGCAGGGUUUUUGUCAUGGGUUUUAUACUUUUAACUUUGUUAUAUCAGUGAUUAGGAUGAAGGGGUGGAGGAAACCAUUUUCCGAUUCUAAGGGUGACAAUGCUCAGGUAUAAUGUCUGGCAACAACACAUGUGAAAAGGUAUUCUGGUUUGUAGUGCAAGCUAAACACUGAUCAGCUGUUUGAUGUAAUUGAAAAUACAUAUGCAAUUUAAGCCAGCAUUAGUAAUAGUUCUACUUUACUUUGCAAAAAUUAGACUUCAUCUGGUGUCCUGGGUGCUGGUUCCUUGAUUGUGAACACAAAUGGGAGAGGAAGGCAACAGAAAAGCAAUGCAGAAAGCAAGUCACUUGAGGAAAAGUUGAAGAAACUGAGUAAAUAUUAUCUAGAAAAGAGAAUUCUCAAUAAUUGGUAGAAGGCAGUGAUAUAAUUGUUUGGAGAUUAGGAGAAAUGUAGUGGCAAGAGCAAAUUAACAAUAAUAUUACUUAAAACACUUCACAUCAUAGAAAUAGUUGCAUUAUGUGUGAUCAGAAUCAACUACCAAGAGGGAUUUUAAAAAAAUCAAGACCAUUUUUAACGGAUAAUCCUAUCAAUGACUACUAUUCAUAGUGACUGCACACUAACUCCAGGAGUAAAUGCAGCAGGUUCGAAGACCCUUUGCUGGAGAUCAAAAAUAGGACAGGGUUACUGUCCUCUUGUUCUGUUUGUAGGAACCAUGGAAAACAGAAUACUAAGAUAACUCCUUGGUCUACUCCAGGAGGGAACUGAUGUCUUUAUGAGGUCUUCAGACAGAAUCUGGACAACUCUCUACUGGGGAUAUUCUAACUCAAGGUUUUCUGUAGUGAGAAAGAUUUAUACUAUAAAAGAUCUGAAAAGUUCUCUCCAGUUCAGAUUCUAGACUAGAGACUGUUGUACUUUGGCUAUAUUAUAAGAUGUGACUAAUUAGAAAACACAAUUAAUGCUUGGCAAGGUAGAAAUAAACAGAAAUAAAAAAACGGGCCCCUUCCACAUAGCUGAAUAAAAUCCCACAUUAUCUGCUUUGAACAAUGUGGCAAUAUAUGGCAAUGUGGACUCAGAUAACCCACUUCAAAGCAGAUAUUGUGGGAUUUUCUGCCUUGAUAUUCUGGAUUCUCUGACUUUGUGGAAAGGCCCUAAAUUCCAGAUGAAUAGACUCGGGGAAGCCAUUGCCCUGAGUUUGUAAGACCUAAGCAGGGCUGUUGAUGACCAAGUCACUUUGUCAUCAACAGCUCUGCUCAAGUCUUAUAAAUUUACAAAUAUAUCUCAUUCAUAAAAUUGCCAUAGAUUGAAACUGUUGUAAUAGCAGUUUACAAGAAAAUGUAUGUUUUGUUCUGUAUAACUAAGAUGGCACAAGAACAGUUAGGGCAACUAAUCAGGACAACUAUACAGGGAAGCCUUUGGUGCAGACAAGAUUCUCUACAUGUCUGCCUUCUUCCAGGGGACUCAGAUUAUAAGUAACUGUCUCUACUUGCUAUUUUACUAUUCACAAUGGGAGGGGAUUAUGUAACUGUUGUUUAUGUCACACAAAUAGCAAAGCACCCCAUAUUUCAACCGACGUUUUGGGCUUGAAAGGUUUGUGACAAAAGUAAAAGUAAAGAGGUUUUGAAGCUGGCAUUCAAACCUCUUCCCUCAAGACAUACGUACCCUAUCUGAUGUUUUGCCAUGGAUUUACCAACAUAACUGCCACUAACAAAACACUAAACAAAAUGAGUACUGCUGAUCCAUAGCAGAAUCCAGACACAAUACCUGCAGCUGAAAAGACCUUUAGAAAAGAAAUUUCUACAUGAUUCACUCUCCCUAGUUGAUAGAUUAAAUUUCACCCAGAAGCAGAAUUAUAAAAUUGUAUGCAUGAGGACUCUUUACAAGAUUCUCUUUUCAUCUACAUAGCAUUCUGCCUAAGAACCUGCAAGCAUGGCUACAGAAGACUUGAAAAUUGGCCUCUCAAAAUGUCAUUUGUUUAACAAGGCGCCUCAUGAAGCAUCUGGAAACCAUCAAAGAGGGAAAGCACUUCCCUGCUUGCAAAGCCUACCCCAUUCAAUAUAAGGUCAUGAACAAGGACACAACCAAAAGGUACUGCAGCUUUGUAGCAAUGUAAUACCUGCUACAAUUAUACCAUGUUGGCAGUUUCCCACCAUUGACUUAUUCUUGGUUUUCUUUACUAUUGUGCAGCCACUACUGUCUGAUAGCGUUUAUUUAACCUUUUGUCUUCUGAAUUCUCUGUAACAUAUAUAAUAGCCAUUGCUCAUCAACCAUGGUGUUCCUUUGUCUGCUAGGUUUUAUUUAUUAGCCCUGUAUUUCUCAGCUUCUCAAAAAAAGAGCUGUAGAGAUUAAGAACUGGAAGGAAAUAGACCACAAGUUUAUUCAGUCUCUAUUCUACCCUCUGAGACACAAUAAGAACCCAUUUUUUUUCAACUCCCAUCUCUAGCUUCUAUGAAUCUUGCAAAAUUAAUGAUAAAUCUGGACUUUUUGCAAUGUAAACAGCCAAAGUCCACAUGCUUCAAUUUAGAUAUUUUUCAGUGUGGUAACUUGCACUUAAAUGUUUUGCAGUUAAAUCAGUAAUAAAUUCAACAGCUUACACUCAGUACAUUGGGAUCAGCUACAGGCAUCCUCCUGUUCAGCAUAAUUGGAAUCCGGCCUAAACUGUUACUGUCACAUUGCAUUUAUCUUUUCUGCUUAUUCUCCAAAAUCAAACCACCUGCCAUUCAGAAAGAGACUGGAAUGGCUGAACUCUGACAGCUGCACAAACCUAUUACAUUUCGAAGAAGUGUCUAUUAAAGGACAAUGAUCACAAACCUCUUUUAAAAACUGAAGCGGAAAUUACCCCCAUACAAGGCAUCCUCAAGCUCAUCUGGCACUUCAGCAAUCAGUCCUUCUAAUGCGCAUAAUUAGCAGACAGGCAGUUAAGAUAAACAGAUACCUCAUCCAAGAUGACAUUUUGAUACAGAAAUCCCACAAAGUAAACUUAGCAUUAAAGAGUAAUGGGGAGUAUGAUGUAGGAGUAUUCCAUUGCAAAACUGUAGCAUCAUUCUUUCCUCUCUUUUUUUAACCAUUAACUUACUAGAGCAUUUUAUGAACACAUCAUAUUCAGCAAUUACACAAUCAGUUUUCACCAUAGUAAUCAAUUUAGGAUUGAUAGAAAUUGGAUGCUGACUGAAGCAGUUCUCAACAGAUGUACCCAUUAAGCAAAAACCUACUUUGUUCUGCAACUUAGUGUCAGAUCAUUCACCCCGGGACUUGGCUAGAGGAGACCUCAGGAAAACCCCCACUCAGCCUCAAAGUUCCCUGGAUGAACCUGGGGAAGUCAGUAUAUGUCAUCCUAUUCUGCCUUUAGGGCUUCUAUCAAGAUGAAAUGAGGUGAAGAAAACACAAUUUAGAUUCAACCCUGUUAAAAUGUCAUAAGCAUGGCCUACGUGCCUGAAAAAGUUGUUUAAUCUUCAGAAAUCAAACAAAAUUUCACCAGUGUGUGUCAGCAGACCUAAUUACUGCCCUGCUAUGUGUUCCUUGUUUUGCUCUUCUGUAUGCUUUUCAGCAUGAACCUAGACUGAAGGAAAUGAUUUCUUUUUUAAAUGCUUUAUCACUUUUUACCUUUUGUAUUAUGUAAAUUUUUAACAAUUAAAAAAAGCUAUUGUAAGUCAUCUUGACUCCUAACAUUGUUCACAUUGUUGGUUGUAAGUAAAAGUUUGAGACAACAACCAACUCCAAGUAAGAGUUUAUGCCAUCAAAGCAAGGAAGGUCAGAAAGUCAAUGAAGAAGCACCUUUUGAAAGAACUGUUUAUUGAUACUGAAAUUUGUGUGUUUAUUUCCUGGUUGACACAAACUCCUCAUGUGGUCCUUUAAAAAAAUAUCACAACAUUGCCUCACACUUUUCCAAUUCUGUUAAGUGUCCCCUAACCCCAUCCUCUAGGUGGGAGAAGUAUGUUCUUUGGGGCUGGUAUCAGGGUAGUACAUAUUUAGGGCUUGCUGCCCUACCAAAAAAAGGGCUAUCUCAGUCCAAAGAAGAGAAAGAAGCUAAUGGUCUAAACAAAAAGAAAAAUGAGGCAACAGAGGAAUUGUCAAAGAGUCCCACCAAAAAAGCACCUUGAAAAACAGAACAGAAACAGCAAUGUAUAUUUUACUUAGCAAAAAAUUAAUCCCAAUAGCCCCUGAAUACAAUGGUACUCCACCGAAGACAGAGGCUGCUUUGCCAUUUUAAUCACUGCAAAGGGAAAUGAAGAAAAACCAAAGGCUAAAGCACAAAUAAAAUUAAUUUCCUAUAGGAGAUCCUAUGGAAAGUAUCAGAAGAUGCUUCUUCACAUAGUUGUUGCUAUACUAGAAGCAAGCUGCUCAGAAUCCCUAAACCCCUUCUUUUAACAUCAAAAAAGAGGUGGACCUAAGUGGUCAUAUUGUUAUUAAAAGGCUUUUAACUGUGGGUCCUUCCAGAGUCUAAUGCAGCAGCUUGUUGUGGCAAGGCUCACCAGAGUUACCAUAUCUAUGUAGAGGAAGGAAGGUUAAUACCACAAAGGAUUUUUGUAGGAAAGUGCUUGCUCAUUUAAUCAAUAACAAAACCAACUCUAGAAGGAAAUAAGGGAAGCUGUGAUUUGACAAACAAUGUCGCUAAAUCAAAAGUUAAUCAAGAGGGAAAGUGCCACAGAUCACUUGCUGAGGUUGCUCUGCCAUAAUCUGGUGAGGUUCAAUAAUAGUUUGGCAUUUAAACUUCACAAGAGAGAGGGAACUCACCAGGCAGGGCAGCACAGAACCUUAAACAGAUUAACCAGAAAUGUCGCCAAAAGGAGCCAGACACAAGCACACGUCUUAAUAGCCACAAUGGCAACUACCGAUCAGGCCUGGUUUUGCAGUUUUUUUAUUCAGCUUGAUGCUCUUUACUGAGUUAAGGAGAUGUGGAUCUCCCUUCUGCCUUCCAGUUCUAAAACAAAUUAUCAGUUUCAAGCACCCCUCUGAAGAGAAGAAACAUAAUUCCAGGUCUGUGUGACAAUUAACAGUUUCCAUCCCAAGAGUCCUGAGACCUGGGCUUGGCCACAUGUGGCUAAUAAAUGCUGGAAGGGAGGAGGUUGCCUCUCUGGGUCAGUAGGCAUAGUGUUUUGUUCCCUGCAGAGCAGGCAGUGCUGUGAAGGAGAGCACAUGAGGGGUCGUUAGCAGCUCUGACAUACAGGGGCAGGCAGAGAAAAGAGAGCAGGUGUUUCAUGGUCACAAUUGUGAGGGGGCAUCCUCAAAAGUUAUGAGGCUGGAUUCCUGGUUGGCUGCUUUUCCUGCUGUAAGAGUGUCCCGGCUCUUUUCUGGUAGCAAUGGAUCAUCGGCCUUCAUGCUGUCUUCUUCUUCAUCCUCUUCCAUGCUAGGCCAUGCUGACUGAUCUUCCACACGCUUCAAACGUUCAUUCAGAGCCUUCAGGGCCAAUUGUCUGUGGAAUGAGAAAAGGAUUCAAGGUCAACACAGGUUAGUUUGAUGUGCUAUAUUUCAAGGAAGAGGAGUCUUCUAGUACUAGCCAUCAAAAGCAUCCAUAUCUAUCUAUGGAUGAGAGGUACAAAGCAACACCUAAACAUCAAAGAUUCAUUUUUUACCUAUCCACCCCAUUUCAUUCACCUUAUGUAGAAAACAAACUCUGGUCAAUUCAUUUUAUUACACUGUACAGUUGCCUACACCAUAUCAAAAUUAAAUGCUCUCAUUUUAUUUUAUGUCCAAUACUGUCUGAAAUGCAUCUACCAUUAGAGAUUAAACUUCAUAACAUUCAAAGCAAUGUGUAGAUAAUAAACUCUACUUUCCUGUACAAGAGUAGUUGUACAGUAUUUAUGUGAUAGAUAUCUCACAUAAACAUACAUAGAAAAGAAGGGAAUAGAUGAGUAAACAGAGAUGGAUGGAUGAAGGUAAAAGAGAGAAGAAAUUCAUGAAAGUAAGUUACUGAAGAAGUUGGGUAACAGUACUGGGAAGAAUUUAGUGAUGUGGCUUACUGAGAAUGGCUAUAAUCUGAAGAUCUCAAAAUGGAGAAAUUACAUGACAAACAUGCAAAUUAAAAAAUAUGUGUUAUUGAGAGCCACCAUGAUAUAGUGGCUUGAGUGUUGGACUGUGGAGACCAGGAUUUCAAUUCCCUGCGUGACCAUGGAAAUCCACUGGAUGACCAUGAGUGAGUAACCAGAAAAAUCUGUGACAGGGUUGCCAUAAAAUUGUGUUUUAAAUAAUCUUUAUUGAAGUUUUGCGUAUACAUAAAUUAAAACUACUGUAUUGGGUAUCAGGGGGAGGUAGGGGCAGGGGUAUAAUUAGGGUUAGGGGGUAAAAAGAGGAAGGGGAGCUGCUAGAGGUUGGGAGUGAAGAGAGGGGUAGGAGAGGAGGCAUGGGGUGAGGGGGGGAGGGGGGUGUUGGUCUUCCUUUGUCUUCCAUAUCGGAUGUUGAAGUCAUCUAUUUGUCGUUUUUCUUUCUGUCUUUAUUGUGAAAUAUAGUUUCUAAGCUUUUCCCAGUUUGUUUGUUUAAUGCUUUUUCCUCUGGACUCUUUUAGUAAAAAUGUUAGUUUGUCCAUUUCUUGUAUUUCUAUCAGUUUCUGAAGCCAAGCUUCUUUCGAUGGAAUUUCAGCCACUUUCCAAUAUUUGGCAAAGACUAUUCUUGCUGCUGUGGAACUGUACAUAAAUAAAAUGUCGUCAUUUUUAUCGAA